This is a messenger RNA of Penicillium verhagenii, 453 nucleotides long. RefSeq lists its product as uncharacterized. Lineage: Eukaryota; Fungi; Ascomycota; Eurotiomycetes; Eurotiales; Aspergillaceae. The record is from RefSeq and is a predicted model, not a curated record. The transcript has 2 exons. Bases 1 to 453 code for a protein of 150 amino acids.
AUGCUGAAAGAAACCGGCUCUGUUGAGCACCCCGAAGACAACUGUUCAUCCUCCUGUCAGACGAGGAACGGAGUACUUGAUUCAGAUGUGGCUUUGGAGACAAUCACCGAAUCUGUGAACGGUCGGCCGGCAAACCAAGGCUACACUCGAAAUGAGCUCAUGGAAGAAGAGUUCAGCAUUGAAAGAGAUCGGUUGUAUGCUCAAAUGGAGGUACUUCGAAAGCAAAUGGAGGAUGCAAAGAAGCAAACUCAACUGGCACUGGGCACCAUUCAAAAGCUUUCGAACCCACUUCCAGCAGAACUCUUACCAAUCGACACAAAAGCAUACUCGACAUGCCUAGCAGGACCAUGGCUCCGGGAGCUUUACCAGAGUAUUGAAGAGCUGGUCGACAAGGUUCGAGCCACCACAGAUGAGGUAGUCGAGUUAUUUGAUAGAUCUGAGGGCAUGCGGUGA